CGCUCGCGUGCUCCUGCCUCUCCAGCCAGGUGCCCAGUCCCGACAGCAACGACGUCGUUCCUCGUCCUCUCUGCCCACCGCCAGGGACCGACCCUCUGCCGCACUUUCACCCGAGCCUUCUCCAUCUCGACCUCGCACCCCGCCGCACGCCGUUCCAAAGCCGCCAUGCCUCCCAAGAAGGUCGUCGCCGAGAAGAAGGCCAUGCUCGGCCGCCCGAGCAACAACCUCCAGAUCGGCAUCGUCGGCAUGCCCAACGUCGGCAAGAGUUCCCUCUUCAACAUCAUGUCGCGCUGCGACCUCGGCAAGGUCGCCAACUUCCCCUACGCCACCAUCGAGCCCGAGGAGGCCCGUGUCUCGGUCCCCGACGAGCGCUUCGACUGGCUCGUCGACCUGUACAAGCCCAAGUCGGUCGUGCCCGCCUUCCUCACCUGUGUCGACAUUGCCGGUCUCACCAAGGGCGCCUCGACCGGUGCCGGCCUCGGCAACAACUUCCUGGCCAAUGUCCGCGCCGUCGACGGCAUCUUCCAGGUCAUCCGUGCAUUUGACGACGCCGAGGUCAUCCACGUCGAGGGCGACGUCGACCCGGUUCGCGACAUGAGCAUCAUUUCGCAGGAGCUCCGCCUCAAGGACGCCGAGUGGGUCGAGAAGAAGGCGGACGCGCUCAAGAAGACGCUUCGCGGCGCGACGGGCACGGCCAACCUGCGCGACAAGGCGCUCAAGGAGGAAUACGACACGGUCUGCAAGGUCCUCGAGCUCCUCCAGGCGGACAAGGACGUCCGCAAGGGCACCUGGUCCAACAAGGAGAUCGACGUCAUCAACGACCUCAUGCUCCUCACGGCCAAGCCGGUCACAUACCUCGUCAACCUGUCGGAGCGCGACUACAUCCGCAAGAAGAACAAGUGGCUGCCCAAGAUCAAGGCCUGGAUCGACGAGAACGCCCCGGGCGACCUCUUGAUCCCGUUCUCGGUCGCGCUCGAGGAGCGCCUCGCCAUGGAGUUUGCCGACGACGCCGCCGGCCUCAAGGGCGAGCUCGAGAAGAUUGGCACCCAGAGCCAGAUUGGCAAGAUCAUGAAGAUCGGGUACCAGAGCCUCAACCUCAUCCACUACUUCACUUGCGGCCCCGACGAGGUGCGCGCAUGGACCAUCCGCUCGGGCCUCCCCGCACCCAAGGCGGCGGGCGUCAUCCACACCGACUUUGAGAAGAACUUUGUCUGCGGCGAGAUCAUGCAGUUCUCGGACCUGCAGGAGUACAAGUCGGAGAGCGCCGUCAAGGCGGCGGGCAAGCAGCAGCAGAAGGGCAAGACGUACGAGGUCCUCGACGGCGACAUCUGCUACUGGAAGGCCGGCUAGACGAGUUGCGUCUCUUCUCUUCUCCCAGCAGGACGAGAAUGUCGAGGAGCGGCGACGACGUGAAAAUAGGAUUCUGCCAUCGAGCG
Messenger RNA from Rhodotorula graminis WP1, 1436 nucleotides. RefSeq lists its product as uncharacterized. Gene Ontology annotation, cellular component: cytoplasm. The coding region runs from base 166 to 1350 and encodes 394 amino acids. Lineage: Eukaryota; Fungi; Basidiomycota; Microbotryomycetes; Sporidiobolales; Sporidiobolaceae. The record is from RefSeq and is a predicted model, not a curated record. Gene Ontology annotation, molecular function: ATP binding; GTP binding; ATP hydrolysis activity. The transcript is spliced from 13 exons.